AUGUCGUCCCCCUCGCACGACGGCGUCCGAUUCCAGCAUCUCUCCUCUGGGCGGAGCACGCCGAGGUCAUCUCUUGAUUCUCACGUGGCGUCUGAUUCUCACGACGCCGACGAUGAAGCAUUCGCUCUACUUUCGGAUGAUGUGUCUUCGAUUUCCGACGAUAUCGAAUUAGAUAACCUUGAUCCGGUAAACGACGAACACCAUGCUUCCUCCAGCUCGGGACUUAUCCGACCGGCCCACAUUCGGGGGCUUUCCGACGUCGACGUACAAUUCAAGGAUGCAAUCAACGCUGAGCGGAGCCUUACGCCUCGAGAGGCCAUCCGCGCGUAUCCUAUGGCUGUUUUCUGGAGCUUGAUAGUGUCUGUGUGCGUGAUAAUGGAGGGCUAUGACACUAUUCUCAUGGGAAGCUUCUUCGCUCACCCCGAGUUCGCCAAGAAAUACGGCGAUGGGCAAGACAGCGAAGGCCGGGAUCAGUUGUCUGCUUUAUGGCAAGCUGUCCUCGGAAACAGUAGUACCUUUGGCUGCAUCAUCGGAGUCAUUGCUAAUGGCUUCAUCGUCGAAAGAUAUGGACAGAAGUUCGCCCUCAUCAGCUCCCUGUUCGUCCUUUCCGGCUGCAUUUUUAUCACUUUCUUCGCCACCAACAAAAUCAUGCUCAUGCUCGGUCAAAUUUCAUGCGGACUGCCGUGGGGCGUAUUCGCAUCGUCGGCGCCCGCAUACGCAUCCGAAGUCCUUCCUCUGGCACUGCGCGUGUAUCUGACCACGUGGACCAACAUGUGCUUCAUCAUCGGCCAACUAAUGUCCGCUGCUGUCCUCGCCGGACUCUUACCCCGAAAAGACGAAUGGUCCUUCCGUAUCCCGUUCGCCCUGCAAUGGUCUUGGCCGGUACUCCUCAUCCCCUUACUGGCUUUUGCUCCCGAGUCCCCGUGGCAUCUCGUCCGGACUGGCCAGCUUGACAAAGCAGAAAAGGCCCUAUCCCGACUUCAGAAACGGAAAAUCAACAAAGUGAAUGCCAAAGCCCGGUUGAAAGAAAUCAUCGAGACCGACCGGCUGGAACAGAAACAUCAGACCGGAACCAGCUAUUGGGACUGUUUCCGAGGUGUGGAGAGACGUAGGACGGAAAUUGCUUGCGUCGCCUUUGCGGGGCAGGUACUCUCCGGCUCGAGUUUUGCUUAUAAUUCGGUCUAUUUCUUCCAGCAAGCCGGGUUGAAGCCACAAGAUUACUAUGACCUCAAUGUGGGAGGAACCUCAUUAGCCCUUGUUGGAACCGUUGUCAACUGGGUAGCACUUAUGCCAUAUUUUGGCCGGCGUCGCAUUUACCUUUGGGGCAUGUUCACCACGGCCACGAUUCUGUUCCUCAUCGGCAUCCUCGACAGAAUUGGACGCAUGCCGAACGCGGCCACUGAGCCCAUCGGUUGGGUACAGGCCAGCCUCACCCUUGUCUGGACUUUUGUAUUCCAGCUGUCUGUCGGCCAGCUGGGGUGGGCAAUACCUGCAGAAGUCGGCUCAACGCGUCUUCGACAGAAGACGAUUUGCGUUGCAAGAUUCACAUACUACAUUAUGAAUCUGAUGGCUAUUGCCAUCCAGCCGUUUUUCAUCAACCCAAACGCAUGGGACCUCAAAGGAACUACUGGGUUCAUUUGGGGUAGUACGGCUUUUGCCACAUGCGUCUGGGCAUUUUUCAGAUUGCCCGAGACAAAAGGACGCACAUACGAAGAAUUGGACUACCUCUUCCAUAACGAAAUUCCUACCAGGCUUUUUGAAACCACCGAGGUUGAUAUUUUCGACGAAGGCGAAGAGAAGGUCUUCUCGCCUCCUUCUUAG
Molecule: messenger RNA, 1821 nt
Organism: Colletotrichum spaethianum
Lineage: Eukaryota; Fungi; Ascomycota; Sordariomycetes; Glomerellales; Glomerellaceae
Product: maltose permease MAL31
Exons: 2
Coding region: 1-1821 (606 amino acids)
Biological process (GO): carbohydrate transport; transmembrane transport
Cellular component (GO): membrane
Molecular function (GO): carbohydrate:proton symporter activity
Source: RefSeq, a predicted model, not a curated record